ACACGAGCCAGUUUACAAGUUGUCAUGCUCGCACCGCAGAGCGCCAUACGAAGCCACUAGCCCGGACUCGGUGGGGAACAUGGAGGGCAGCAGGAGCUCCCCGGGCUGCUUCGACAGGACGUUUUCCGCCCUCACGGUCGACGACGUGUACGAGAUCGCCAAGCUGAUCGGCUCCGAGGUGGAGAAGCUCAUCGACGGCUACGGGAAAGAGAGCGUCGAGGGUCUGGUGCCGAGGAUCGUGAAGGUGCUCGAGCUGCUGGAGAGCUUCGCCUCCAGGAACCACGCUCCGGGUCUGCGGGAAGAGGAGCUGCUGAGGACCUUCGAGACCAUCCAGCGGCAGCAGCAGAAGAAACGCGGGGGCAAAGACAGCGAGGAGGGCAGCGAUAAUGAAAUACGGGAGUUGCAGCAGAAGGAACAACAGUGGAAGAGGAGGUGUGAGGAGCUGCAGCUCCAGGUGCAGCAGCUCCAUGAGGACAGAGAGGAGCUGCAGAACAGGCUGAAGGGCAACCAUGCACAGGAAGAUCGUGUUCAGAGGCAGGAGAGGGAGGUCAUGCUGAAGCUGAAGCAAGUGGUGGACAAGCAGAGAGACGAGCUGAGAGCCAAAGCUCAGGAGGUCACCGUCGUCUCUAAAGAGGUGGAGGCGCUCCAGGAGCAGUUGGAUCGCUUCAUGAAAAUGAACGCAGAGCUGCGGCACAAACAGAACGUUCUGCAGGCGCAGCUGAAGAGCACCGUGGAGAGGAAGGCAGACAUGGAGGCCGACCUGAAGGAGAGAAGCAAAGAGAUGGAACGACUCCGAGCGCAGCUGAGUGAUGCCAGCACAAGCAGCCCUUCCAGUCCAAGUAAAUCAGCAGAAGAGUUGAGCAAAAAGCCGACGGAGAACCAUCUGGAUCCCGAUCUGCCAUGCUUCACAAAGAAGGAGGUGCGGGACAUCCUGUUUGAGAGGAACGAGCUGAAAACCAACCUCUUCCUGGUGCAAGAAGAGCUCAACUACUACCAGAGGGAAAUAUUGAACGAGGAGAGGUGUCCGGGUUUCCUCUUAGAAGCUGUCCGCUCCGCCAUCAAAAAGAGAAGGAGGCUGAUAAAGGCCAAGAUGCUUGGGAUUCCUGCAACUGAAUGCAACAGCAGCGAUGAGGAAGACAGAAGUUCUCGUUUCGGGCAGACAGAAGUGGAUGGAGCAGCAGCAGACGGAGCUGACAAACCAGCCGAGUCACGUAUUCGAAACCUCUUUGGCUUUCUGACGCGGUCGGGCAGCGGCUCCGCCCACAUGAGCAACUCCGCCUCCACCUGGGAGAUCAUCGGCGACACGGAGGCUGGCGAGGACGCAGAGCAGCGUCCGUCUUCUUGAACCUGGUACCCCGUGAGAUUUCCUCCUGUCUGUCAGCCAUCUUUCUCUCCCCAGCAGAACAAUGGGUCGUUCACUCAGGGACACAGUUUUUUGGACUUUUGGAUGCAAACCCACACAAAAACACUUUGAGUUAAAAAAAACAAACAUACAUGAGUGAUUUCAACUCUUUCACUGUUUGAUUGUUUUAGCCCGGACUAGUUCAUUUGAGUUUGGCUGUUGAACUGGAUACAACGUUUGUCAGAAUCUUUUGCACAGUUCAGGUAUUACAAUACAAUCAUAAUGUAUUUUAUUACGAUUACAUUUUACUCAUGUGUUUUUGAGAGAUCUUUUAAACCUCAUAUAUUUUGUAUACAUCCUCAGAGAUUGAUAUAAAGACCAAAGACUGUAGACGUUUAACUUUUUGAAAGACUAACUUCCUCGUUGUUUAACCUCGGCUGCAAGAUGAAUCUGUAUG
This is a messenger RNA of Nematolebias whitei (Rio pearlfish), 1799 nucleotides long. Its product is annotated as Rab interacting lysosomal protein. Gene Ontology annotation, cellular component: cytoplasm; ciliary basal body. Bases 80 to 1345 code for a protein of 421 amino acids. The transcript has 8 exons. Lineage: Eukaryota; Metazoa; Chordata; Actinopteri; Cyprinodontiformes; Rivulidae. The record is from RefSeq and is a predicted model, not a curated record. Gene Ontology annotation, biological process: cilium assembly. Gene Ontology annotation, molecular function: protein dimerization activity.